AUGUCUCAGGAAGUGCUGCCCGUGGAGGUGCCAGAAAUACUCUCUUACAUGAAUCCAGGGAAGGCCAUGAUGCUAUCAAAAGCAACAGCACCACAGGAUGAAGAUUCAGACAUCAAUUCCUUGGGAGAUGGUGAACAGAAAGAAGAAAACGAAGGAAGUACUGUACCAGACAAAGGUGAUUUCAAGAUAGAAUCCUCUCCCUGCUAUCUGCUGACUGUAAGGAUCAUCCGGAUGAAAAAUCUCCAGCGAGUGGACACCUUCAGCCAGGCUGAUUGCUACGUGUCAUUGUGGCUGCCAACUGCGACAUGUGAAAGGUCCCGCACUAAAACUGUGAGAAAUUCCAACAAUCCAGUGUGGAACGAAACCUUCUACUUCAGGAUCCAGAGUCAGGUCAAGAAUGUGCUGGAGCUAACAGUGUAUGAUGAGGAUUUUGCUACUCCAGACGACCAUCUCCUCUGCGCACUCUUUGAUACCGCUAAACUUCCAAUUGAAAGAACAGUGGUCCUGUAUUUUAAGCCCAACCCAGAGGCCAAGGAGGAGCUAGAGGUUGAAUUCAAAUUGGAGAUUGCUUCUGGUCCUCAUGAAGCCAUUGCUACCAAUGGAGUCCUGGUGUGUCGUGAACUUUGCUGCUUGGAAGUUGAAGUGACAGAGAAGAUGCAACAAAAAUCAAAGAAAGAGCUUUCCCUCACGGUGAAGGGCUCUUUUGAGGGGACGCAGGAUAUCAUGUUGGGCCCCGAUGGAGUGGCCAGCCCAUCAGGUCCCACCAAGUUCCACUAUAUCAAGUAUGCUGAGCCAACGCUGGAUGUCAUGUUGCCAAAGAAGAGGCGCUACCACCCUUGGACCUGUAAGUACACUACAGAGACGGGCUCCCCGGUCGUGAUGCUGAAUUCACUGCCCAUGGGAAAGAAAAUGACUAUUGCAGAGGAGAAAAGGUUUGACUUGAGUGUGAGAGCACAGAGCUGUAACUGUUCGUGCCACCAAGACCUGGACAUGCGCUUUGGGUUUGAACUAUGUUCAGAGGAGAUGGCUUUCCUGGGGAAAAGAAAAAGAUAUGUAGCAAGUGCCCUGAAAAAUGUUUUUCACCUACAACAGGAUCUGCAGGAUUUUGAAGUCCCCGUUGUGGCUAUCAUCACAACAGGCGGAGGACUGAAAUCAAUGACAGGACUGUAUGGCAGCCUCAUGGGGCUCAAGAAAUUGAAUCUCCUGGACUGUAUAUCGUACAUCAGCGGGCUGUCUGGCACCACUUGGACCAUGGCCAACUUAUACAGAGAUGCCUACUGGUCACAGAAGGACCUAGACUCACAUAUUGGUGAAGCCCAGAAACAAGCAACCAAAUGCAAGAUGGGCUGUUUCUCUAUGGAUCGCAUGAAGUACUAUGACAAGCAGCUUUGUCAGCGGAAAGAAGAGGGAUACAGGACAUCAUUUAUAGAUCUUUGGGGGCUCAUGAUUGAGUACUUACUAAAUGAUGGGAAAGACCCUCACAAACUUUCAGAGCAGCAAGAAGCACUGUGUGAUGGCCAGAACCCACUGCCCAUCUAUGUGUCAGUCUGUGUUCGGGACAGCUACAGCACCAAUGAUUUCAAAGAGUGGGUCGAGUUCACCCCCUACGAGGUGGGACUCCUGAAGUACGGCGCGUUUGUUCGCACGGAGCAUUUCGGAAGCGAGUUCUUCAUGGGACGCUUGUUGAAAAAGCUCCCCGAAUCCCGGAUCUGCUACCUUCAAGGUAUGUGGAGCAGUAUAUUUUCUGUGAACCUAUUACAAAUAUGGGGACUGUCCCACAGUUCAGAAGACUUCUGGAAGAGAUGGACACAAGACAGAAUAGAAGAAGUUGAUGAAGACCCGGUGUUGCCUACAAGACCCCACGAGCUGAGGACUCGAAUGUACACUCCUCCUGGCCCCCUGUCCAGUGCCCUUCGGGGAGCACUGACUGACCGCUUCUCCGUCGCCCAGCACCACAAUUUCCUGAAGGGCUACCAGCUGCAUAACAACUACCUGGAGAAUGAGCACUUCUCUAGAUGGAAAGACACUGUGUUAGACUCGCGUCCCAAUGAGCUGAUGCAAAAUGCUGAUCACCUGGGCAUGAUAGACGCUGGAUUUUUCAUCAAUACCAGCAGUCCACCACUUUUAAGGCCGCAGAGGAAAGUGGAUGUCAUCAUAUAUUUAAGUUAUACUACUGGAUCACAUACAUCGACUCUAGAUAAGGCGUACAAAUACUACUCAGAGCAGAAAAUCCCAUUCCCUAAAAUUUCUCUGACUGAUGAAGAUAGGAAAAAUCUGAAGGAGUGCUACCUCUUCCACGAUUCAGAUUUGCCAGGAUGUCCGAUUGUGAUUUUUCUUCCCCUUGUGAAUGAUACCUUCCGAGAGUACAAGGCGCCUGGUGUCAAGCGGUGUUGCUCAGAGAUGGAGGGAGGACAACUUGAUUUGACCAGUCGCUUUUCCCCCUACUGCAUGUUCUCGGUUAGGUAUACCGAUGAGAACUACCGCCGGCUGCUGAACCUCAGCGAAUACAACAUUCUGAACAACUCACAGAUGAUUAUGCAGGCACUGCAGAUAGCGAUGCAAAGGAGAAGGCAAAACAUGUGCUAA
This is a messenger RNA of Athene cunicularia (burrowing owl), 2586 nucleotides long. RefSeq names its product cytosolic phospholipase A2 epsilon-like. Gene Ontology annotation, cellular component: cytosol. Gene Ontology annotation, molecular function: calcium ion binding; calcium-dependent phospholipid binding. NCBI's taxonomy places the organism in Eukaryota, Metazoa, Chordata, Aves, Strigiformes, Strigidae. The transcript has 21 exons. Bases 1 to 2586 code for a protein of 861 amino acids. The record is from RefSeq and is a predicted model, not a curated record. Gene Ontology annotation, biological process: glycerophospholipid catabolic process.